AUGUUUCCCAUGGCCAAAAAUGCUCUAAGUUGUCUCCAAGAUCAAAGCAUCAUGCAGCAAGCAAUGGCAAUGCAGAACCACCAGGAACAGACACCUGAUUUCCAUUACAAAUAUGGUAACACUGUAUUAGCUAGUGGAGCCACUUUCUGUGUUGCUUUGUGUGCAUAUGCAGCAACACAAACUGGAAUAGAAUGCAUUUUGUCCCCUGCUGGCAGCAUCACCCCAAAGGAAUGGAGAGAUCAGUAG
This is a messenger RNA of Odobenus rosmarus divergens (Pacific walrus), 246 nucleotides long. Its product is annotated as cytochrome c oxidase subunit 7B, mitochondrial-like. The record is from RefSeq and is a predicted model, not a curated record. Gene Ontology annotation, biological process: mitochondrial electron transport, cytochrome c to oxygen. Bases 1 to 246 code for a protein of 81 amino acids. Lineage: Eukaryota; Metazoa; Chordata; Mammalia; Carnivora; Odobenidae. The transcript has 2 exons.